This is a messenger RNA of Anopheles arabiensis, 2483 nucleotides long. RefSeq names its product mitochondrial intermediate peptidase. The transcript has 3 exons. Gene Ontology annotation, biological process: peptide metabolic process. NCBI's taxonomy places the organism in Eukaryota, Metazoa, Arthropoda, Insecta, Diptera, Culicidae. The record is from RefSeq and is a predicted model, not a curated record. Bases 301 to 2391 code for a protein of 696 amino acids. Gene Ontology annotation, molecular function: metalloendopeptidase activity. Gene Ontology annotation, cellular component: mitochondrion.
GCGGUCAUUCAAUUUACAGCUUCUAGUUCAAUACUUAUAUACAUCACGGCUAAUAUCGCGGAGAGCCUGAAAAAAAUUGUUAAAAAAAAACAUAUAUUGUUUCCACACUAUCAGUACAACGGCUGGCAUCAAGCAAUGGAGCUCUAGCAGUAGCAAAACUAGUAUCAAAAAAUAAAUCCCAACCUUUUUAGAAGAUUAACUGAAACAACCAUUGGACAGCUGUAUUGUUCACGAACGACAGUGCCAUCCCAUGCCUCAUAGAACCUACGGCAAAGUUUAAUAAUAAUCCAAGCAGCGGAAAUGUUACGUCGGAUGCAGCACUUUUCAAAAAACGUUUUACUGAAACGAAGGGUCAGUACAUGGUCUCCCUUGACCACUGCAUUUAACACUCGUCCGGAGAAAAGGAUUAAUUUUACCAAAAAUGAAGUGGGUCUUUUUGGAAAACCGGAACUUACUUCGCAUGAAGGGUUUUAUGUACUCAAGGAAAAGGCUAUCUUUAAAACGGACGAUCUUAUUGAGGAAGCUACUUCAUCCAAUCGUUCACGCAAAAUGGUUGUUAUCUUCGACGAGCUCUCCGACACCUUGUGCAAAGUGGCUGACCUGUCAGAAUUCAUAAGACUAGCUCACCCAGCAUCAAAUUAUUGCUCGGCUGCUGAAGACGCGUGCAUCACGAUAAGCGGCAUUGUAGAAAAACUGAACACACAUAAGAAGCUAUUCAACGCUUUGAAAAGUGUUGUUGACAACGGAGACCAGUUUGAGACAAGCGAUGUCGAUAAACAUGUGGCCAGGCUUUUCCUGUUUGAUUUUGAACAAAGUGGUAUUCACUUAGAAGAAGAGGCUCGUCAGCGGGUGGUGUUUCUAAAUGAUUGUAUCCUUCAGCUUGGUCAACGUUUCAUGGCCGGAGCGGUUCAUCCCAGAAGCAUUUCAAAAAAUAUCCUCCCGGCAGCUGUUUUGCCUUUCUUUGCAUCGGAUGGUGAAAAUAUCCUCGUAUCCGGACUUUAUGCCGAUUCUGCUAACAGUGUGGCUCGUGAAUCGGCAUAUCGCCUAUUCCUUUACCCAGACGAACAGCAGGAGCGACUUUUGGCGGAGAUGCUUAAAUGCCGCAACGAGCUGGCAACCGUUUGCGGAUUUCCAACCUAUGCUCAUCGAGCGCUUAAAGCAAGCACUGUAGAAACACCAGAAAUGGUCGAUAUGUUUUUGGAUUCGCUGAACGAACAAUUGCAACCUCGUGCGGCAAAUGAUUUUGCAAUUAUGCAGAAAAUGAAAUCUUUAGAAUGUGGUGCUAAUGUUCCGCUAGCGGCUUGGGACACUCCGUACUUCACAUCCUCACUAAAACGCAAACAUCUGCAGGCCAGUGCGUCAGAGUUUUCACCAUAUUUCAGUCUAGGGGCAUGUAUGGAAGGAUUAAAUCUUUUGAUGAAUAGUCUGUUUGGGAUUUCUCUAAGAAAUACUGAAAUGGAGCCGGGUGAAUCGUGGUUUCAUGAUAUAUACAAACUUGCUGUUGAACAUGAAACGGAGGGUUUGCUCGGUCACAUUUAUUGUGAUUUCUUUGAACGACAAGGAAAACCGAACCAAGAUUGUCAUUUCACAAUUCAAGGAGGCAAAGUAAUGCCGGACGGAAGUUUUCAAAAUCCAAUUGUUGUCGUUAUGUUGAAUCUUUCGCAACCCCGCUGGUCAGGGCCGACGCUGUUGACUCCCUCCAUGGUGGACAACCUAUUUCAUGAGAUGGGGCAUGCCAUGCAUUCGAUGCUUGCACGGACGGAAUUUCAACAUGUGACAGGUACUAGGUGCAGCACAGACUUUGCAGAAGUUCCCUCAGUGUUAAUGGAAUAUUUUGCCAAUGAUCCACGCGUGUUACGGUCGUUCGCUAAACAUUUUCAAACGCAAGAACCCAUGCCAGAAAGCAUGUUAGAACGUCUCUGCACAUCCAAACAUUUGUUCGCUUCAAGUGAGAUGCAGUUGCAAGUUUUUUAUUCCGCUUUGGAUCAAGUUUACCAUGGAAAUCAUGAUAUGCAUGCCGAAAACACAACUCAGACGUUACAAAGAGUGCAAGAAAAGUAUUACGGCCUUCCCUAUGUCGAAAAUACAGCAUGGCAGCUGCGCUUUUCACACCUGGUUGGAUACGGUGCGAAGUAUUAUUCUUACCUUAUUUCACGUGCAAUUGCUUCCUGGAUAUGGCAAACAUACUUUGAACGGGAUCCAUUCAGUCGAACCGAAGGAGAGAAAUAUCGUCGAGGUUGUCUGGCAUACGGUGGCGGCAUUCCUAGUCGUUUGUUAGUAUCCAAUUUCUUAGGACGUGAAAUCACUCCCACGAAUUUAACCUCGAGUCUGAUUAGUGAGAUAGAUACAUUUAACGAGCGUCUGAAGCACGUAGACGACUACUUCAGAUAGUCUAAUUUGUUUGAAACUGGUGUUUAAAUUAGUAAUGUGCGAAUAGCAAACCAAGGGAAUGAGAGCAAACAUAAAAUCGCGAGUUAAAACUA